Messenger RNA from Fragaria vesca subsp. vesca, 783 nucleotides. RefSeq lists its product as uncharacterized. NCBI's taxonomy places the organism in Eukaryota, Viridiplantae, Streptophyta, Magnoliopsida, Rosales, Rosaceae. Bases 1 to 783 code for a protein of 260 amino acids. The transcript has a single exon. The record is from RefSeq and is a predicted model, not a curated record.
AUGGAGUCUAGUAGUGGAGGAUCGAACAGUGGAUCUAAUUCACAGAAGAUUUGGAAGAAAUUGUGGGGGUUGAAUGUUCCAAAUAAAAUCAAAGUUCUGUUAUGGAGAGGUUGUAAUAGUUUCUUACCUUGUUUAGGAGAAUUGAAGCGUCAGAAGCUCUAUGAAAACUCAAAAUGUGGAGGUUGCGGGUCAGCUAUGGAGUCUGUUUUACAUGUGUUAUGGGAAUGCUCUUUUGCUCAAAAAGUUUGGAGUCGUACUUUUCUGUCAGAGGUGUGCAAGGUAUGGAAGGAAAAUUCUUUCUUUGAUCUUUUUGCUCAUGUUGGAAUGGUUGCGAAUGGAGAUGAUCUAGAAUGGUUUGGAGUAAUAUGUUGGAAAUUGUGGCAAUGGAGGAAUGAUAGGGUACAUGGCAGAUUUACAGGAGAUGUUGUGGCUUUCUUUACGGCAGUUGAAUGCUGGUGGGAGGUAUGGAGGGGUAGUUGGAAUAAGGACGAGAAGGGGUUGAAUUCAAAUGAGUCAAAUGUGAACAGAGGAGUGAAGGAGAGAUGGAGACUACCAAGCCCUGGUAAGAUCAAACUCAAUGUCGAUGGAGGAUUGGAUCAAAAAAAUGGAUUGUUUGGAACAGGAGCAGUUUGUAGGGAUGAUCAAGGAGCUUGUAUUGGGAUAUUGGCGACACCUGGGGUUGGUUUUCCUAGUCCUUAUAGUUGCGAGAUGAUGGCUCUAAGAAAUGGACUUCACUUUUGUACGUGUUCAGGCUGGGUUCACUCAUGUAGAGGUGGAAUGUGA